Penicillium argentinense is the source of this 2778-nucleotide messenger RNA. RefSeq lists its product as uncharacterized. The record is from RefSeq and is a predicted model, not a curated record. The transcript has a single exon. Bases 1 to 2778 code for a protein of 925 amino acids. NCBI's taxonomy places the organism in Eukaryota, Fungi, Ascomycota, Eurotiomycetes, Eurotiales, Aspergillaceae. Gene Ontology annotation, biological process: carbohydrate metabolic process.
AUGUCUGCAGCGUCGUCGACCGGGCCAUUCGCGUUCUCCCGCCUUGGAAUUCAUGGGUUCCACGAGGUUCUGGGCAUAGAUGCUGAGGAGAUUCGCCUCUACUGGGUGAUCGAGACCCAAACGAGGGAUGCCGCUCAAGUCGCCUACCGGGUCGCCCUCAGCACAGAUACCGAAGCCCUCGAAUCUCCCGAUGUAGACAGCUCCAAGCUUGCCUGGGACUCUGGACGCAUCGAAAGCGAUGAGCAACGCAACAUCCUUUGCAAGCCAGAGGGUGGCCUCAAGUCAACAUGCAGCUACUACUGGCGUGUUUGGAUUGAGGAUAAUCACAAACAAACCCACCAUAGUCCGAUCCAAAAUUUCUUCACAGCCUAUCCUCGGUCCCGACUGCUUCCCCCCUACUCGAUGAAUCAGACUUACAUGCCACACAGCAGCUUGAUCUUCCGCGCAUGGUUCGAAGAUGAGAACGACCGAUGGAAGGCUGUUUGGAUCGGAGAUGGAGGUGACAAGCCUAUUUACCUGAGAAAGACUUUCAAGCUGCAUCAAAAGCCCACCCGAGCUGUUCUGUUCGCCUCUGGCCUGGGCCACUUCAACAUGAGCGUGAAUGGGGAACCGGCUUCCGAUCAUCGCCUCGACCCUGGAUGGACCGAUUACCACCAGCGAGUGCAGUACACCUCAUACGACGUGACGAAUCGAAUGACCGCCGGAGAGAACGUGAUGGGCGCGCAUGUCGGGAAUGGAUUUUAUGCAGGAGACCAGGGCGAGGAUAGAUUCUUCUGGCCGAUGUACGAAGACAAUACAUACGUCAGAUACGGGAACGAGCUUUGCUUCUUCUGUGAGCUUCAUCUGUUUUAUGAAGAUGGUUCGCACGACACGCUUAUCUCUGACACGACAUGGUCAGUGAGAAAGAGCGCGACCACGCUGGCCAAUAUCUAUGCUUCUGAGACGCAUGACCGGCGGCUCUAUCCAGUUGGUUGGGAUUCUCCUGGAUUUGAGGCGAGUACAUGGUCACCAGCCAAGCCUUUGACGGGCCCCCGUGGUCACUUGUUCUACCAAACUCAGCCUCCAGUUGUGCUCCACGAGACUUUCAACACGGUCAGGACCUACAGCCCACGACCCGGGGUGGUCUGCUUCGACCUGGGCCAGAACGUAUCCACCAUGGUCAAGAUCAUCGCUGAAGGCGCGGCUGGAUCGGAGAUAAUCGUGCGCUAUACUGAGACAGUCGACGAUGAAGGUCUUGCCCUGAUACCCGAUCCGCUUUUCAAGCAGUUUGAGACUGGCGUGUUCUCCAAAAUAACACUCGCUGGCACUGGGAAGCCCGAGACCUGGGAGCCCGAUUUCUGCUUUACAAGCGCUCGAUGGAUCCAAGUGGAAGGAGUUUCCCUGAAUGCCGGCGAAGGUCUCCCUGUCAUCCACUCUGCUGUCGGUCGCCACAUUUCUUCCGCCGCUAGACGACUGGGCACAAUGAAAACAGACAAGGAGGAUGUCAAUGCCCUUCUAAAUGCUCUCUACUGGACCUUUAACAGCAACUUGUUCAGUUACCAUACCGACUGUCCCCAGAUCGAGAAGUUUGGCUGGCUUGAGGUGACGCACCUCCUCGCACCUGCCACGCAGUACAUUCGGGAUAUGGAAUCAUUGUAUACCAAGAUCCUCGAUGAUAUCGUCGACGCACAGGAAUCCAGCGGUCUCGUGCCCACGAUGGCCCCGGAGAUUCGGUACAUGUGUGGUCCACUCCACGACACGAUCACCUGGGGAUGCGCCGUGUGUCUCCUUCCUGAUAUCCUUCUCCGCUACUAUGGCUCUACACAAGUUAUCCCCAAGGUCUACCCAGCUGCCGUGCGAUACAUGGAGUACAUGCGCACCAAAGAGAGAAAGGGUGGAUUGAUCGAGCACGGCCUCGGAGACUGGGGUCGAGAUAUUGCCUUCGGCAACCAUCAAGCCAACAUCGAGACAGCCAUCUACUACAAGUGUCUCCAGUGCGUUGAGAUGAUGGCUCGCCAGCUCGGCAAGACAGAAGACACAGAAAAAUACAAGCAAUGGUCCGCACGCAUCCACGAGGUCUACAACCGCCACCUGCUCGUCAAAGACGAUCCAUCACGCCCAUACGUUUAUUAUACCUCCCUCGACAACUUCCCCGAACGUGAUUGUACCACAGUUGCCCAAGCCAUGGCGAUUCAAUUCAACCUUUGCCCCGCUGAAUACAAAAAUGACGUUAUGGCUGCAUUCGUCGAAGACGCCUCCGACGGGCGGAUGCGCGCUGGUGAAAUCGGUCUUCGCUUCCUCUUCAAUACCCUGGCCGAAGCCAAGCGUCCCGACCUUGUGCUGAAGAUGGCUCGACAGGAGGAACACCCUUCGUACAUGCGAUUCCUUCGUCGUGGCGAGACCACUCUCCUGGAAUUUUGGCAAGAUGCAUGCAGGAGCAAGUGUCAUGACAUGCUCGGCACGAUCUACGAGUGGUUCUAUGCUGCUGUGCUUGGGUUGAAGCCGAUUGGGAAUGCCUAUAAAACCUUCGAGGUUGAUCCUCCGUACGAGGCGGAGUUCGAUCAUGUUCAGGGAUCGGUUGAUUCUCCGUACGGAUUAAUCAACAUUGGAUUCAAGCGGGACGCGGCGAAGAUCGUUACGCUGGAUGUGGCUGUGCCGUUUGGAACAUCGGCUGUCGUGAAAUUACCUGGCUCAGUGAAGUACGCUGAGGUUACUCGUGAAGGGGACGAAAAGAAGGCGCAGGAAGGUGGUGAUGUUAGACUGAGUCAUGGAUCUUACAGUAUCACUAUUAGGCCUUGA